This is a messenger RNA of Rhodofomes roseus, 2865 nucleotides long. RefSeq lists its product as uncharacterized. Gene Ontology annotation, biological process: carbohydrate metabolic process. Lineage: Eukaryota; Fungi; Basidiomycota; Agaricomycetes; Polyporales; Fomitopsidaceae. The record is from RefSeq and is a predicted model, not a curated record. Bases 121 to 2781 code for a protein of 886 amino acids. The transcript has 16 exons.
CGUUGCAAUAAUUCCAUUUUCAACAGCUGAGGGCGCGUGGCAAGUCAAUCUGAGCGUCAUAGCCAUCGCCGGCGAGCACAUCCGACGAAUGUUUCCCUCCUCCUCCCCAUCGUCUGCGCGAUGUUACGAGGACUGCGAUCACUUCACGGUAUCUGCUGGUUCUUCUUCGCCUGGUUGCAGCUUGUUUUCUCUCAAUCCUUCACUCCUGCUGCAAUUCCCCUAGCUGUCCGGUCUCCUUACUUUAGCACCUGGCUCAGUACGACCAACGGUACAGCCGUCACUAAUGAAUGGCCCCAUUUCUGGUCACAGGCCAAUAGUCACAAUAAUGGCUGGGCCGGGCUGGUCAGGGUGGACAGCAUUACCUACAGAUGGCUGGGAGCGGCACCGGGAAUGAAUGCCACAACCCGCACUAGCUCACAAGUCACGCCUACGCGGACCAUCUGGACGGUUAAGGCGGGUCCAAUGACUCUCAAUAUCACCUUUCUUACCCCUAUCGAGCCUUCGGACUGGGUCCGCCAAUCCAUGCCUUUCUCUUACUUGUCAUUUGAGGCGGAGUCCACGGACGGAAAAUCCCACGAUGUACAAGUCUACUCCGAUGUCAGUGCAGAAUGGCUUUCCGGCAACUUGAGUGCCCUUGUGCAGUGGAAUACGACGACGACCAAUCAGCUCAUAUACCAUGAAGUGGUGCUUGAGGAGUCGACCCAGUUCACCGAAGUCAGCGAUCAGGCUGUAGACGGUACGCUUUACUAUGCCAUAGCUCAGGGCACAAGCGCGACGUAUCAGACCGGCCAGGACGCCGUCGUCCGUGGUCAGUUUUCGACCAAGGGCACCCUGAAGAACUCGCAAGACACAAACUUCCGUGCCAUAUCGAAUGACUAUCCUGUAUUCGGCCUCGCCGUAGACCUCGGGAAUAUACAAUCCACGCAGUCUCCCGUGGUUUGGUCUGUCGGCUUCGUCCGGGACCCAUCGAUCCAAUACACAACAGGAUCUGGAACCGUGCAGAAUCGCAGCCCUUACUACGUCACGCAGUACUCCAGCGCGGUGGAUGCUAUGGAGGCGUUUGUGUCUGACUACAGUGAUGCUGCGUCGAGGUCAACCCAGCUGGACGACGAAAUCACGAAGAAUGCGACAAGCAUCUCAUCCGAGUAUAGCGACUUGGUCUCCCUAGCAGCCCGUCAGACCUUCGGUGCGAUCGACAUCACCGUAUCCCAAGGCACAAAAUCGCAGUGGAAUACUUCGGACGUGAUGAUCUUCAUGAAGAACAUGGGCACGGAUAGGCGAGUCAACCCUGUUGAGGUCAUGUAUGCUGCAUUUCCAAUGUUCCUCUACGUGAACGCGUCGUACGGACGAUCACUCCUGACGCCGCUGUUGGAGUUCCAAACGUCCAACAUUUACACCCUCCCGUACGCAGCGUCUGACCUUGGAACCUCCUACCCGAUUGCAAGUGGGGAAUCGUCGUCGAAUUCACAGGCUCUGGAAGAUACUGCUGACAUGAUCAUCAUGGCUCUCGCACAUGCAAGAGCUUCUGGCGACGGGUCACUCCUUGUGCAAUAUUACGACCUGCUCAAGUCCUGGGCUGAUUAUCUCGUAGACAACUCGAAGACACCAGUCAAUCAGGUAUCCGCUGAUGGACAGAAUAACGCGAACAUGACCAACCUGGCGAUCAAGGGGAUCAUCGCGAUCGAGGCAAUGUCCCAGAUAUCCUCUGUGCUUCAGAACACAAGCGCCGCUAGUACUUAUUCUGAAAUCGCAUCGGCAGACUCGAGCGCAUGGGAGUCGCUGGCCAUGUCACAAAAUGACGCGCAGGGGUUGCUGUUCACUUACGGCCUCACGAACUCUUGGGCGCUGAUGUACAACCUGUAUGCCGAUCUCCUCCUGGGAACGAACGUCGUCAGCCAAUCUGUGUAUGACCGUCAGAAUGACUACUACAACUCGUUGAUUUCGGAUGGGACAUCGAGAACGUAUGGUCUGCCCCUCGACAGUGCGGCUGCUGUUCAGGGCAGCUCAGCAUGGCUUUCCUUCACGGCGGCCACGGCGAACUCGAGCGUACGCGACCAGUUCAUUUCGAUGAUCUGGAAGCGGGCCACGUACAACCAGACGGCGGGCGUCUUCCCGGCGACGUAUGAUGUGGACAGCGGCACUGUCACAGGUGGUACUGCAAGCCCGGCACAAGGGGCUAUGUUUGCUCCUCUGGCUCUCAACAUCGCCAACCAGACGAUCUCGACAUCCGGCGGCUUAUCGGGGGCAGGGACCUCUGGCAGCCCAUCGUCGAGUUCGAACAUAGGCGCGAUAGUCGGCGGCGUCGUUGGCGGUGUCGGCGGCGUUGCUCUCAUCAUCGCCGCUGUCUUCUUCUGGCGAAGACGAAGGGCUCGGGCGGCGCAAGUGGCGUAUGAAAAGACCGCGAUCGACGACUCUGCAGUGGUAUCUCCCGAACCGUUCCCGUACGCCACGACGCCCUACGCGCCUCCUGCAAUGGACCAGUCGCAGACAACCGAUACGUUGGAACAGCCGCCGCCAAUACCAGUCAUGUCCACCAAGCUGCGUGAGCAUCUGCGGCAUAUGGCACCGGUGGCUCCUGCAUCGUCGGCGUCUGGCAGCGGAACGCGGACAUCUGGUUCCCAGUACAGUCAAGAGCCUCCAACAACCAUAGGUGGAUCCACGUCUCCGUCGGCCCGCAGCGAGAUUCAUGGCCUCCGAGCCGAGGUCGAGAAUCUGCGGAGAUACAUGCAGGAACUGCAUGCGCAACAAUUGGAGGCACCUCCGAGCUACGUUGAGGAGUAGUGGAUAUCGCUAUGGAUCACGACCAGGCUCGGCUGUAACAUACACAACGGACGGACUACUACAUAGUACUUUAGGCGAUCUCUC